This is a messenger RNA of Archocentrus centrarchus (flier cichlid), 4263 nucleotides long. RefSeq names its product interacts with SUPT6H, CTD assembly factor 1 (gene iws1). NCBI's taxonomy places the organism in Eukaryota, Metazoa, Chordata, Actinopteri, Cichliformes, Cichlidae. The record is from RefSeq and is a predicted model, not a curated record. Gene Ontology annotation, cellular component: nucleus. Gene Ontology annotation, biological process: poly(A)+ mRNA export from nucleus. Bases 146 to 2308 code for a protein of 720 amino acids. The transcript has 15 exons.
UAUGAUGCAUGUGGCCACCAUUUUGGCUCUGGGGGCUAGCAGAGGUUAGCUGUGGGUGUCGGUGCUCCGGUGGCGUUUCUUUCUUCCAGCGGGCAGAGGAGUUUCCGCCUUCGGGGACGAAGCCAGAGCUUUCUUCGUCUGGGAAAUGGACGGAGAGGAGGACGACUUGAUGUCCGGGAGCCGCUCCGAUGAUGGAGGUGGCACUCCAGUUCAGGAUGAGCACCCAGCAUCAGACGGCGAGGAGAUGAGGAGCGACGGCCGUCAGUCUGAGGAUGAGGGCAGCAAUGAUGAGGAUGCCGCCCAUGCCAUGGAGACUGGCGGCAUGGCCAGCAGCUCUGACAACGAGGACCGCCGCAGGGCCGACAGUGACUCGGAGGGCGAGGGCCCCGGGGACCACGAUGGCAAAAGUGAUUCGGAGGCGGAGGCUCCGAGGCCCGCCGACAGCGACGACGAGGACGACUCCUCUCAGGUGAAACGCAGGAUGAGCGCGUCUGAGGAGGAGGAAGAGUUGCCUGAGAAACGCAGGCCCAGUAGCUCAGACAAUGAGGCAUCAUCGCCGGUCAGACGCGGCACGCCUGACAAUGAGGAGGGGGAGGCGUCCCCGCCUGCCACGCGCAGGGGGAGCAACUCGGAUGUGGAGGACGGACACAAAGAGGCUGCAGACAGUGACUCGGACAACGAGGGCGCUAAAGCUGCGGCGUCCCCAGACCGCCGCUCCAAUGGUGACAGUGACUCUGACACAGAGGCGCCUGCCAGACGCAAGGCAGCACAGAUAGACUCCGAUGAGGAGGACAAACAGGAAGAGGGAGGAGGUGAAGGAGGAGAGAAGUGGAAGGGGGUGAUGCAGUCAGACAGCGAAGAGGAGGAGGAAGGAGGGCGGAGGAAGGCUGCAGUAGGAAGUGAUGGAGAGCAGCAGGAGGGAGAGGAGAGACAGCAGAGAGGCAACAGCGACGAGGAUGACGAGAAGCCAGUGAAGAGGAAGAAGGCCAUCCUGUCAGACAGUGAAGAUGAGGAUGAGGAUGAGGAGAAGGCACAGAAACCAGUGGUGAAGAGGAGCCGGGCGGUGUCAGACGACGAGAACUCAGACAGCGACGGUGACUUUGGGGGUCCCGAUAAAAGUCUGGCAGCGAAACUGAAAGAGCUCGGCUCAGACAGCGGGAGUGAGGACGAAGAGAGAGCGAAGGCCACGGCGGGGAACAAGGACGAGAAGGCGCUGUUCGGCAGUGACAGCGACUCUGCAGACGAUGAGGAGGAGAAAAUGAUCGCAGACAUCUUUGGGGAGUCUGGAGAUGAGGAGGAGGAGGAGUUCACUGGUUUCAACCAGGAGGACCUGGAGGGUGACGGUAAGGCGAAGCAGAAGGUGCAGGCGGAGGAGGAGGAGUCUGACUCUGAUGAAGGCAUCGACCGCAGUGGCCAAGACACCAGCUUCAUGUCGGACUUCGACAUCAUGCUCGCCCGGAGGAAAGCCAUGAACAGCAAGAAGAGGCGGCACCGUGACGGGGGCACGUUCAUCAGUGACGCCGACGACGUGGUCAACGCCAUGAUCACCAAAAUGAACGAGGCUGCCGAGGAAGAUCGAACUCUGAACAGCCAGAAGAAACCAGCGCUGAAGAAACUCAUGCUGCUGCCGCAGGUCGUCAUGCACCUGAAGAAACAGGACUUGAAGGAGACGUUUAUCGACAGUGGAGUGAUGUCGGCCAUUAAAGAGUGGAUCAGCCCUCUUCCUGACAAAUCUCUGCCCGCUCUCAGGAUAAGGGAGGAGCUGCUCAGGAUACUGCAGGAGUUGCCCAGUGUCAGUCAGGAGACUCUGAAGCACAGCGGCAUCGGCCGUGCCGUCAUGUUCCUGUACAAACAUCCCAAAGAGUCUCGAACCAACAAAGACCUCGCUCUCAAACUUAUUAACGAGUGGUCGCGGCCGAUCUUCGGUUUGACGUCAAACUAUAAGGGGAUGACGAGAGAGGAGCGGCAGCAGAGAGAUCUGGAUCAGCAGAUGCCUCAGAGACGACGACUAAGUUCUGGAGGUCAGACACCUCGCAGAGACCUGGAGAAGCAGCUGACUGGAGAGGAGAAAGCCCUGCGGCCCGGAGACCCUGGAUUCUGCGCCCGGGCUCGAGUCCCGAUGCCCUCGAACAAAGACUACGUGGUUCGACCCAAAUGGAACGUGGAGGGGGACUCCAGCAGGGGUCCGGUGAGGAAGAGCUUGUCCCGUGUGGAUAAACAGAUGCGGAGAUUUGCUGACAUCCGUCGUCUGACGAAGACGGGUCACGCUGUUAAAAUCAGCGUGGAAGGCAAUCGGAUGCCACUCUGAUUGUUUUUGGGUUUUUUUUUUUUUUUUUUCACCUAACCUCUGUAAGAUUUGUUGUUUUUUAUUUUUUAAUGUUUAGUUUCUGAACAAACAACAACAAACCCACAGCUCUGCCCUCCUCAGGUCCUGCUCUGCCUUAUAAAUAAAUGGGCUGAGGCCAGACCACACUGGCUUCAGUCACAAUCUGCUGUAAACUCGUCUGUUCUCUGAACAAAAACACGAAACACUCCAAAAUGAUCCACGGCUGCUAAUAUUAGCAGCCAGCUGGCUUAAUUAAUAAAUUAUGUUAGUUAGCUACCUUAGCUUUAACCCCAAUUCGUCUACAAGCACAAUGUUAACCAAUAUUGGAAUUCAUUUGUGUGGUGUUUUUUAAAUUAAUGUCCGCAGCAGUUUUAUCUCAAAGAUGAAAAUGUUAGCAGGUGUUAGCAUUCCCUGCGAGGUGGAACUGUUAGUUAAUGAGCAGAGUCACAUUAGCAGUCAGCUAUAUUAGCUCUACUUCAUAGCUAAAAAAAUUUGCAAUGGUGGCUUCUACCAGUUAAUGAUAGCCAUAUAUUAGCAGAGAGCUGACUUGGUGGUAAAGCUAAUGUAAGAAGAUUAUGAUGUUAUUGUCAAAGCUGACUGAAAUAGAUACCGUUAGCAGUCACCUAUAUUAGCUUUGUCUAAAAAGGGUAAAAUGUACAGCAAUGGCUUAUAUUAGCUAGCUGUAUUAGCUUCAUCUCAAAACUGUAUUGUUGGUUUGUGGUAGUGGUCUUUUGCAUUAACAUUAUCUACAAACAACUGGAUCCUCUGGAGCUGGAUGUUAUGUUGGCUUUACUGCCAAGCCUGCUAAUUAGCAUUCAUAGUUGUGACUAUAUUAAUUGGGGUAGUUGGCAUGUUAGCAGUGAGUGUCCCACAGUCACCACUUUUGCUUUCUUGCGUUCUUGCAGAAAUACGUUGGCUGUUCACACUUAAAAAGCACUCCUGUAGAGCACAGUUGUGUACAUAUUGGAAGUGAUGAUGUGCUGACCCCACAUUCAUCAUAUUAACAGUGAUGAUUUUUUUUUUUAAUGCAGGUAACUGCUGUUGAACAGAUGUUGGUGUUCUUUUACCGCAGUUAGUGAUCACGUUUCAAAGCUAAUUUAACAAAAGUACUAAUAUUAAUUAACGUUAGCAACACAUCAAAAAUGUUCUUAGCAGUCACUAGCUAACUCCAAAUAAGAUCGGCUAAUUUAGCUUAUUGCUAAGGUAGCUAAGUUCAGAUCAUUAACAUUAACAGAUAUUAACAGUGCACCAUGAGCUAAUUAGCACUCAGGUGUUUAAUAAAUCUAAUAACAUUAGCUAAUAUUAUAGCCUUUAACUUCUAUCCAGGGCAGCUAAAAUAAUGUGAGGUUAAAGUAGUUGUGUUUUUUGGUUCAGAUUAGCUGUGUGUGUGUGUGUGUGUGUGUGUGUGUGUGUGUGUGUGUGUGUGUGUGUGUGUGUGUGUGGGUGGUCUGAUUUACAGCUGCUAGCUAGUUGAUGUUAGCCAGCUUCAUCCAAAAAGUCAUACUUACGAGAUGUUUACCUCCAUUUAAAGACUAAAAAGCUCUGUAGUGUCAGCUUGUUUCAGCAGUUUUUGAAUACAGGUGAAUACUGCCACGCUUUGACAGAGUUGCAGGUUUGCAGAUGAACACAGUGGCUGACCAGAGGCUCAUUUUGGGGAGUUUCUUGUCCAGAGUACAUUCGAGUUCUCCGGUUUGGAUUUGAGGGUGAAGUCUCUUCUGACCUCUCUGUUUCUAAAUGUGAAGGUGUUUGUAUUUUGCAGAUAGUUCGGUUCAUUAUGCCCAUUUUCUGCUCUCGUAGCGGCUGUACAGAAGUCCGCAGGGAUGAGUUUACACAGGAAAUGGAUUGAUCUGGAUUAGAUCCGUGGACUGUGUGAACCACCCUGUUUGUGUGCACUGUUCUGGCUCAUGUGAUACUUUUCUUAAUAAAGACUCAACAGA